Messenger RNA from Xiphias gladius (swordfish), 2903 nucleotides. RefSeq lists its product as uncharacterized. The record is from RefSeq and is a predicted model, not a curated record. The transcript is spliced from 9 exons. The coding region runs from base 158 to 2194 and encodes 678 amino acids. NCBI's taxonomy places the organism in Eukaryota, Metazoa, Chordata, Actinopteri, Istiophoriformes, Xiphiidae.
AAAUAUGAAGGCACCACAUGCCCGUUGUCCAAUCGCCUCUCGCCAUUUUGUGACAGAAGAAUUUUGAACCCGAAAGCGCUUUUUUUUUUUCCCCCUUUAGAAGUUACCCUGCUACUUUUAACCAUCUAACAUCAAGAAAACGUAUUUUACAUGCAACAUGGACGUGUAUUUAAAGAAGCAAUUGCACGAAAACAGCUUUAGCUACAAAAGAUCGCUGGAUCGAAUCAUAGACAAGUAUUCGAAGCUCUACUACCAAGACGGGGGGGUAGAGGUGGACCUCGACCAGGCAAAACCCCAAAUGGUGGUCACGUUGCCUGGUCUCAUUGUGUAUCUUCUCUGUCUUGACUGCUCGCACGGUGAAGCAGUUGAACGCUACAUGAAGCUGGCGAAGGUAGAGCUGAACAAGCUGGAAUCAAAGAGCCUGACAGAGUUGAGAGAGGACUCAUUAAGAGCACAGGACAUUACAAGACACUCGCAGUUGGACUCUACGCAUCAAGACGGUGGAGCUGAUGAGACUUGUGUAUCCAGCGGGCAGUUUUCUGCAGAUGGCGAUGGAAUGGCUAGAAGUGACACGACUCAGCUGACUGUGAGCUCUUUGGAUGAGAGUCAGAGAAACUCUUCUGAAACCGAGCUCCAGCCUGAGGACCAAGACGAGGAACUGGAAAUGACUCUUAGAAGUCGUGGCAGCUCUUUUGUGGAGCUCUACCCCAGCAUGAUCAGUCGAAUAGAGAGGGCCUGGCAUCGGCAGAAUGUCUCUGAGGCCGCUGACUCGGUGCUGCGGAGGUACCGCAGGUGGCGACAGCAGUCAAACAGGAGCAGCCUCAACAACACCUUUAUUGUCUCACUGAGGCACCCCAACAGCAACCCAAGAAAGGUGACCAUGAAGACGCUGCUCGAGGAGAACUCCAACAGCCCAGGGAAAAGGCAGUUCAUGAGGCUUGAGCCUGCCCCUCGCUCUCCUUUGCAGAUAGCGACCAAUCUGCAGGCUUUGCAAGCACAGCAGCUGUCUCCUGAGAGGGAGAGGGGCUCGCUGAGAAGAGAACAGCACCGGCCUAUCCUGGCAAUGGACCUAUCUGGUCUCUCUGAGAUCUCUGAACCAAAAGAGAUCUCAUUGAAUGAGACCUUCACUGUGUCUGAACUGUCCCGCCUGGGUGAACAGCCCUGCCCUUACCCCACCAGUCCUUCACAACCUUACUAUCCCACUACAAAAGCGUCCUUGGACCUGUCUCUUAGGUCUAAAAGGCUUUCGCUCUCUGCACACUCAGAGCAGGCCACUGGGCGCUCCACGUAUGAAUCAGAAAUCGCUGCUGUUAAAGAGAGACCUGAUACCUACAGCUCCCCAGUCAGGCCGAGUCCCUUAAAAGCAAGGAUGAUGACCAGCCUCGAUAGAUCACCUCACUCCUUUUCCAGAAGCCCCAAAGAAUAUUCUGCGGAAAGCUUUUCCAGAGAGCCUAUGAGGCCCAGAUCAAAGUCCACUUCUCUGUCCUCCCCGCCACAAAAGCCUCCUGUGCCACUGAGGGUCCUUUACCCUCAAGAGUCCCAUCUCUCCCCCCAGCCACAGCUGCGUUCACCUCAGCCAGCCAAGGCAGAAGGUCGUCUCAGGCUCCGGCGGCAUCUUUCCUUCGACUCCUCCCUGCCAUCGAUCCGUGUCUCCUACUCGCCAAAGAAGCUUGAUGAGGAUUUUAUAAAACUCUACCAUAAGUUUGUCUGCCAGAACCAAUCUUUCUUUAAUGGCCCUCCCUGCCGUCUCUGUGCUAGAAGCUCUGAGGCCAGCAGAGGCCACUCUUCCUCAGCUUUGGCAGCUCUCGCCUUGUCGCCUCACCGCUCCGUCCUGAGGAAACGCCACAGGGAGUUAGGCUGGGGCGGCCAUCCCCAGUCCAAACGCUCACGGGACGAGUGCUGCAAAUCCUCCCCCGGGUCCAAACGCCAUGGGAAUGAGAUGCUGAGGCGCUGUCUCGCUCCAUCUGAGCUGUCUCAUGAUGGCCUCUCCUAUAGCUCCAGCAGACACGCCACGUUUAACAAAUUCAGCACGCAGCUGCGCUCGGCAGAUGCACAUCAGGAGGCCUGGAUGAGACGGGGCCAGCCUGUAUCUGCAGCUGAGUUUUCUGGCCUGGGAGUUUCACUCGAGCGCAGUAUAGCAAACGGCUACCCCCCCAGUGUGCAGAAAAUGGUGGUGAGCACGGAUCACCUGUAAGGACAAUCCUGCCCACAGGGGUUCUCCAACCAGUGCCAGGGUGGAAAACAAUUCACAAGUUUGUCACAUAACAAAUGGCAAAGUAUCGUGUAGCAGUGUUAUGUUUCCAGUACAAAUAUUGGUGAAAAGUCCACAGGAUAACCCAAUGGGUGACACUGGCAGUGUGUAUUUCUCAGCUGGUACAGUCUGAGCUCAGGAAAUCAUACUAAUAAACUGCAAUGCCACUGCUGAGAUGUUAAAGCUCCAAGUGGCCAUUGCUAAGUUGCUUUCUAUUCUAGUUAUUAUUCUAGUUGUUUUCUGUGUUAUUUUUUGAGUACUGUUAAAACCAUUGAUUUGUAUGAGUGAUAUGGUUCAUAAUCUUGUAUGUUCUCUAACUAAAUUUUAAACCUUAUGUGCUGUGGUACAUCAUUACAUUGGUUAGUACAGCAUCAUGUUUACUUCUCGUAAUAUCUGUUGAUUAUUAAAAUAAAAUUGUAUUUCAACAUGAAAAUGCCAUUUCUGGAAGGGGAAAGAAAACCCAAACACUAAGUUCUUCUCACUGCAAUUAUUCUGUUUAUUAUUUGACUUUUCCAUUAUUCAUGUAAUGUAUAAAGUUGAGAAAACAAAAUUUCCUCUAGUCAGACCCAAAACAAAAGAGCAUAGUGGCUAAGUUUAGAUAAAGGUAAGAAAGUAAACUUGAUUAGAGAAAUAAAGAACUUUUUGGUCACUA